GCGGCAGCAGCGUCCGCUGCAGCCCCACACUCCGCCGCCAAACUGGAGGAGCGACGGAAGCCGGACCCCAAGAGGAUGGAGGAUGAAGCUGUCCUGGACAGAGGGGCUUCCUUCCUUAAGCAUGUGUGUGAUGAAGAAGAAGUAGAAGGCCACCACACCAUCUACAUCGGGGUCCAUGUGCCAAAGAGCUACAGGAGAAGGAGGCGUCACAAGAGAAAGACAGGGCACAAAGAAAAGAAGGAAAAGGAGAGAAUCUCUGAGAACUAUUCUGACAAAUCAGAUGUGGAAAACGCAGAUGAAUCCGGCAGCAGUAUCCUAAAACCUCUCAUCUCUCCUGCUGCAGAACGCAUCCGAUUCAUCUUGGGAGAGGAGGAUGACAGCCCCGCACCCCCUCAGCUCUUCACUGAACUGGAUGAGCUUCUGGCUGUGGACGGGCAGGAGAUGGAGUGGAAGGAGACAGCGAGGUGGAUAAAGUUUGAAGAAAAAGUGGAACAGGGUGGGGAGAGAUGGAGCAAGCCACAUGUGGCCACGUUGUCCCUUCACAGCUUAUUUGAGCUGAGGAUGUGUAUGGAGAAAGGAUCCAUCAUGCUUGACCGGGAGGCUUCUUCUCUCCCACAGUUGGUGGAGAUGAUUGUUGACCAUCAGAUUGAGACAGGCCUACUGAAAUCUGACCUUAAGGAUAAGCUGACUUAUACUUUGCUCCGGAGGCACCGGCAUCAAACCAAGAAAUCCAACCUUCGGUCCCUGGCUGACAUUGGGAAGACGGUCUCCAGUGCAAGUAGGAUGUUUACCAACCCUGAUAAUGGUAGCCCAGCCAUGACCCAUAGGAAUCUGACUUCCUCCAGUCUGAAUGAUAUUUCUGAUAAACCAGAGAAGGACCAGCUGAAGAAUAAGUUCAUGAAAAAACUGCCACGUGAUGCAGAAGCUUCCAAUGUGCUUGUUGGGGAGGUUGACUUCUUGGAUACUCCUUUCAUUGCUUUUGUGCGGCUACAGCAGGCUGUCAUGCUGGGUGCCCUGACUGAGGUCCCUGUGCCCACAAGGUUCUUGUUCAUUCUCUUAGGUCCUAAGGGGAAAGCCAAGUCCUACCAUGAGAUUGGCAGAGCCAUUGCCACCUUGAUGUCUGACGAGGUGUUCCAUGACAUUGCUUAUAAAGCAAAAGACAGGCAUGACCUGAUUGCUGGCAUUGAUGAGUUCCUUGAUGAAGUCAUUGUCCUUCCACCUGGGGAAUGGGAUCCAGCGAUCAGGAUAGAGCCUCCUAAGAGUCUUCCAUCAUCUGACAAAAGAAAGAAUAUGUACUCAGGUGGAGAGAAUGUUCAGAUGAAUGGGGACACGCCCCAUGAUGGAGGACAUGGAGGAGGAGGACAUGGGGAUUGUGAAGAACUGCAGCGAACUGGACGGUUCUGUGGUGGACUAAUUAAGGACUUAAAGAGGAAAGCACCAUUUUUUGCCAGUGAUUUUUAUGAUGCUUUAAAUAUUCAGGCUCUUUCAGCAAUUCUCUUCAUUUAUCUGGCAACUGUAACUAAUGCUAUCACUUUUGGAGGACUGCUUGGGGAUGCCACUGACAACAUGCAGGGCGUGUUGGAGAGUUUCCUGGGCACUGCUGUCUCUGGAGCCAUCUUUUGCCUUUUUGCUGGUCAACCACUCACUAUUUUGAGCAGCACCGGACCUGUCCUAGUUUUUGAGAGGCUUCUAUUUAAUUUCAGCAAGGACAAUAAUUUUGACUAUUUGGAGUUUCGCCUUUGGAUUGGCCUGUGGUCAGCCUUCCUGUGUCUCAUUUUGGUAGCCACUGAUGCCAGCUUCUUGGUUCAGUACUUCACUCGUUUCACAGAAGAGGGCUUUUCUUCUCUGAUUAGCUUCAUCUUUAUCUAUGAUGCUUUCAAGAAGAUGAUCAAGCUAGCAGAUUACUACCCCAUCAACUCCAACUUCAAAGUGGGCUAUAAUACUCACUUUUCCUGUGCUUGUGUGCCGCCUGACCCAGUUAAUAUGUCAAUAUCUAAUGAUGCUACACUGGCUCCAGAGGAUUUGCCAACUAUUUCUUCUACUGAUAUGUACCAUAAUACUACCUUUGACUGGGCAUUUUUGUCAAAGAAGGAGUGUUUGAAGUACGGAGGAAAGCUCGUGGGGAACAACUGCGAUUUUGUUCCAGAUAUCACACUCAUGUCUUUCAUCCUCUUCCUGGGCACAUACACCUCUUCUAUGGCUCUGAAAAAAUUCAAAACUAGUCGUUAUUUUCCAACCACAGCAAGAAAACUGAUCAGUGAUUUUGCCAUUAUCUUGUCCAUUCUCAUCUUUUGUAUAAUAGAUGCCCUGGUAGGUGUGGACACUCCGAAACUAAUUGUGCCAAGCGAGUUCAAGCCGACAAGUCCAAACCGAGGUUGGUUUGUCCCACCAUUUGGAGGAAACCCCUGGUGGGUGUACCUUGCUGCUGCCAUCCCUGCUUUGUUGGUCACCAUUCUGAUUUUCAUGGACCAGCAGAUCACAGCUGUGAUUGUAAACAGGAAAGAACAUAAACUCAGAAAGGGAGCUGGGUAUCACUUGGAUCUCUUCUGGGUGGCCAUCCUCAUGGUGGUGUGCUCCUUCAUGGCUCUGCCGUGGUAUGUGGCUGCUACCGUCAUCUCUAUUGCUCACAUCGACAGUUUGAAAAUGGAGACAGAGACUUCUGCACCUGGAGAACAACCAAAGUUUCUAGGAGUGAGGGAACAAAGAGUCACUGGAACCCUUGUGUUUAUUCUGACUGGUCUGUCAGUCUUUAUGGCUCCCAUCUUGAAGUUUAUUCCCAUGCCUGUACUCUAUGGUGUAUUCCUGUAUAUGGGGGUAGCAUCCCUUAAUGGUGUGCAGUUCAUGGAUCGCCUGAAGCUGCUUCUGAUGCCCCUGAAGCAUCAACCUGACUUUAUCUACCUGCGACAUGUCCCCCUACGCAGAGUCCACCUGUUCACUUUCCUGCAGGUGUUGUGUCUGGCCCUGCUCUGGAUCCUCAAGUCAACUGUGGCUGCUAUCAUUUUUCCAGUCAUGAUCUUGGCACUUGUAGCUGUCAGAAAAGGCAUGGACUACCUCUUCUCCCAGCAUGACCUUAGCUUCCUCGAUGAUGUCAUUCCAGAAAAAGACAAGAAAAAGAAGGAGGAUGAGAAGAAAAAGAAAAAGAAGAAGGGAAGUCUGGACAGUGACAAUGAUGAUUCUGACUGCCCAUACUCAGAAAAAGUUCCAAGUAUUAAAAUUCCAAUGGACAUCAUGGAACAGCAACCUUUCCUAAGUGAUAGCAAACCUUCCGACAGAGAAAGAUCACCGACAUUCCUUGAACGCCACACAUCAUGCUGAUAAAAUUCCUUUCCUUCCAUCACUUGGUAUGCCAAGUCCUCCUAGAACUCCAGUAAAAGUUGUGCCUCAAAUUAGAAUAGAACUUGAGCCUGAAGACAAUGAUUAUUUCUGGAGGAGCAAGGGAACAGAAACUACAUUGUAACCUGUUUAUCUUUCUUAACACUGACAAUUGUUGUUAAUGUUCUUGUGGUUUUUUUGGUCUGUUCAUUUUAAAAUUUUUGUUGUUUCAGUUUUUGGUCACUGGCCAAAUAAUACAGUGCUCUCUCUGCUUCUGUCUUGCGUAGGUAAAAUCAAGACAAUAAGUGCACCUUUUUAAAAAAACACCAUCUGAGGAAUCCCCCUUUUGUUCUUAUACUUUCAGAUGUGUCCUCUGACAACCAAAUUUCUCUGUCACUCAAGACAUGCACAGAUCCUGUUCUUUUCCUCUAUUAAGCAGAGGACAAAAGUAUUAAGGAUUUUAUAACACCUUUCAUUAAAAUAUUGAAGGAACUUGAUAGUUUUAUCUUUGAAGCUUUGCUUACUGGCUUGUCUUUGGUAGAACAAACCGUGACCUCCAGACAGAGUUCCUUCUCGCUUCUAGAGCUCUCCAGAACUGGAAAAAGUGUUGCUAUUCUAACUUGCUCUUGCUUGUAAACCUUAAUUUUAGAGUUAUCAAAAGAAGAAAAACUAAAGGUACUUUACUUCUUAUAGAAAAACCAUUGCCAUCAUUGUAGCAAGUGCUGGAAUGUCCCUUUUUCCUAUGCAACAUUUUUUAACCCUUUAAUGAAUUUAUCUGUU
Cynocephalus volans (Philippine flying lemur) is the source of this 4092-nucleotide messenger RNA. It is a transcript of the gene SLC4A4, whose product is annotated as solute carrier family 4 member 4. Gene Ontology annotation, biological process: regulation of intracellular pH; transmembrane transport; monoatomic anion transport. Gene Ontology annotation, molecular function: solute:inorganic anion antiporter activity; sodium:bicarbonate symporter activity; monoatomic anion transmembrane transporter activity. Lineage: Eukaryota; Metazoa; Chordata; Mammalia; Dermoptera; Cynocephalidae. The record is from RefSeq and is a predicted model, not a curated record. Bases 76 to 3315 code for a protein of 1079 amino acids. Gene Ontology annotation, cellular component: basolateral plasma membrane; plasma membrane. The transcript has 26 exons.